Messenger RNA from Malaclemys terrapin pileata, 2520 nucleotides. RefSeq names its product chromosome 16 C5orf52 homolog (gene C16H5orf52). The record is from RefSeq and is a predicted model, not a curated record. Lineage: Eukaryota; Metazoa; Chordata; Testudines; Emydidae. Bases 32 to 475 code for a protein of 147 amino acids. The transcript has 5 exons.
CCAGCCCAGCCCAGCCCAGCCAGCCGGCGGGAUGGAGGAGCAGAAGGUCUCGCGGCCCCGGGUCACCUUCUUCCAGCCCCGCGUCAACCAAGUGCUGGUGCUGUUCAGUCUGUUCAAUGGCAGUGAAGUGGCUGUGAAAAGGUUUUUGCCAAAGAGUCACUUAUCCACAGUCAUCAUCCGUGACAACACCAGUGUCCAGCGAAUUCAGGAGAUCAAGGUAAAUCACUUGGAGGAGACAAGAAUAAAGACCAGCCACUUUUAUGAGCACUUAAAGAAGAAGUUCACGAGUGACCAGCAGAAGAAGAUAUCACGGUGGAAGAAGGAGUCUGAUAAAUUUGGGAAAAUACUGGAGCUGAUCAAUCAGAGAACCAAGAACUUGGCGAUUGCUUCUGCUAGUCUGACUAUGAGGAAGUCCCAAGAAGGCAGCCAGAAAACAAUCCCCAAGAAAGAAGCAACCGUAAUGUUUGAAAAAUGAUCCAGAGAGGCAUUCAUCCAGCACCCCGUCAGGCUGUUUCUAAUGAGUUUCUUUUCAGCAUCUCUGACACUCAGUUUGUCUUUUUAGCAAAGAGGAGAUGAAGAGAGUUCAAGCUAGGGCAGGUCUUAGUUGUUUCAGCAAUAAACUAAUAGAAAUGCAUUGAAUAGCCAUUCCCUUUCUGCUACUUCUCUUGAUAAUCUGUUUUGAACCGAUGAGUUUAAGUCUCUUGGGAUGGUGAGUGAAGUGGAGCUGGGAGCAGUGCAGUAAGGGACAGAUGUAGGAAGGAAAGAAUUUCCGAGGGACUGAUUUGCACUUUUAGAACAGAAACAUAUUUUAUUUGGGUGGAACUUUCUACUUGGCUUAUGCCCCGUAAAGGUUUAACCUGCAUCCAAAUGGAAAGGGUAGGAGCUUGUCUGAGGACAAACAGAUUUCUGGGACUGUUAGCAGAAGCUCCAUGAGGGUGAAGAAGUCCCUUGUGGGGGAGGAGAGAGAGGGAUUGCUUGCUGGAGGAGGUUGGGAGUAAGAGAAAGGGGUGAAGAGCUGAGACUGAGAAAAUGUCUUCAGUACUCUAGGUAUAAUUUCUGGGGAAGCAGUACUCAUAGAAUCAGAGAUUCCAAGGCCAGAAGGGACCACUGUGAUCAUCUAGUCUGACCUCCUGUAUCACACAGGCCAGAGAACUGCCCUAAGUAAUUCCUAGGGCAGAGCUUUUAGAGAAACACCCAGUCUUGAUUUAAAAAUUGCCAGUGUUGAAGAAUCCACCACAUCCCUUGGUAAAUUGUUCCAAUGGUUAAUUACUCUCACUGUUAAAAAUUUACACCUUAUUUCUGGUCUGAAUUUGUCUAGCUUCAAUUUUCAGUCAUUGGAGUGUGAUUAAUACCUUGCUCUGCUAGACUGAAGACCCCAUUAUUAAAUUUGUGUUCCCCAAAGGUAUAGACUGCAAUCAAAUCACCUCUUAACCUUCUCUUUGUUAAGCUAAAUGGAUUGCGCUGCUCGAGUCUAUCACUGUAAGGCAUGUUUUCCAAUCCUUUAAUUAUUCUCCUGGCUUGUCUCUGAACCUUCUCCAGUUUAUCAGCAUCCUUCUUAAACUGUGGACACCAGAACUGGACACAGGUUUCCAGCUGUGGCUGCACCAGUGCCAAAUACAGAGGACUAAAUGUGAAGAAGGGUGACCUGUGUGCAACUAGAGAUGAAACCGGAGUUUUUUCUGGUCUGUCCUUCCACUUCACUGGGUGUAUGUCAUUGGACACCACAUUGUUCUCGAUGUGCAUACUCCAUCAUCCCUUUCUUCAGAGAACCAGAGCAUCCCGGUUCUUAAUGCCAUUGUGUAGAUGGGAGAAUGGCCAGCCUGUGGCAGAGAUCAAGAGAAGCAGCAGCCACCUUGAGCCCCUCCCAGGGGACAGAAGCUUGACAGUGAGCUGUGGAGUAAGAGCAAAUGGAAAUUUGCUUUCCAGGAAGCUACUGUACUUCAGGAAGACUCCCAUCACCUCUCACAACUCCUUGAGAGGGCUGAAAGGGCUCCGCCAAGCUCAUGGGUCCCCAGUUAGGGGCAGAGGCCUUUCCCCAGGUCCACCCCAAGCUAACAUAACAAAUUCUCUCCACAGACAACAGUCUUUGAAGCCCUCUUUCAGUAGUUAACUUGUCUAACUUGCAUGUAACCAGAGCUGCUCAGUCCUAAAUUUAUUCCUUUCACAUCAGUGAGUGGUAUUCCCUGGUCACGGCACUCCUCGUCCUCCUCUCUACUGCCUCAGACCCCUGUGGGGUAAAGGCGAAGGACAAGAACAAUAGAAUGUUGUGUGGGGUGAUGAUUUUGGGUGGGGGAGUAGCCAUGACUGCUUUGGGGAGAUGUAGGGAAAGUCCUUCUGGAACAGCAAGCAGGGCCAGCUCUAGGUUUUUUGCUGCCCCAAGCAAAAAAAAAAAAAAAAAAGUGGCAGGAAUGCCGCCCCUGAAAUUGUGCCGCCCCAAGCACAUGCUUGGUUUGCUGGUGCCUAGAGCCAGUCCUGACAGCAAGCACCGGAGACACAUACCAUUAAAGUUUCUGCCACGAA